This is a messenger RNA of Didymodactylos carnosus, 3921 nucleotides long. Lineage: Eukaryota; Metazoa; Rotifera; Eurotatoria; Philodinida; Philodinidae. The record is from the annotation of a GenBank genome assembly.
AUGUCUCUUGGCGAACUAAGAUUAUUCAAGAAAUCAACGGACGAUCUACGAUUAACAUAUUCAGUGACAAAUCAGUCGAUCGUCACUAAAAAUGCAACAUCACAAUCAAGUAUUAAAUGUGCCUUUCAAUUUUUACAAUUAUUAUUAUUACAAAAACUUUAUUCUAAUGAAUAUUCGUUUCGUUCUUUAACAAGUCAACAUAAUCAUCAUCAUCGACGUACGCAUGAUUAUUGUCAAAGGCAUCGAGGAAAACAUAAUUGUUCGUAUCAAGUUUUUCUUGGUGGUUCAUGUAAUCCGACCACAUGGCGUCAUGAACAAGCGAUACCAUAUUUUCAAUCACGCUCAGUUUCCUAUUUCAAUCCACAAGUAAAUAAUUGGACAGAAGAUUUGGUUGAAAUAGAACAUAAAGCUAAAGAAUUAGCGCCCCUAUUAUUUUUUGUUAUCGAUCAAGAUACACGUGCUCUUGCGUCAAUUAUUGAGGUUAGUUAUCUGGCAGCUAAACGAAGAAAUUUAAUUGUUGUUAUAAAUGAUAUGAAUUAUCAACAGGCAAAAUUUUUAAAAUAUUCCGAACAAAAUGAACAGCAAAUCAAUGAUGAUUUUAAUAAUGCUUAUCAAGCACGAAAAACAUUAAAAACUUUAUUGAAAAGUAUUAAUAUACCAAUUUUUGAUAAUAUAAGUGUUGCAUUAGAAUGUGCAGCAUUCAUAUUAGAUACAACAAAUAAAACAUUGAAUGAAACUGAAUUAAUCAAUGAAAAUAAUAAUAAUGAAGAAAAAACAAGUCGAGACUGUAUAUCUCCUGAUGUACCAUCUCGAUCACGUUCAUGUUCCAUAUCAGAAAGCAGUAAUCAUAUUACAAUAAAUUCUCGACAUCGUUUACGCUCACCGUCUGUUGUUGUUAUACGUUCGUUAUCAAAUAAGACUACGUAUCAUUCAAAUGAUGAAUUUUACGAAGGAGUGAAGAAACAACUUGAAUGUGAAAAAUAUAAAGAUGAACCACAACUCAAGAAUCGUCGCAGUAGUUUGAAUGACCAUUCACCAUCAUCAGCUCACCUCCAACCAGAAAAACUAUCACCAAUUAAAUCGUGUCCUCUUCCUCAAUCUCCAUCAUCGUCUAAACAAGGUUCAACGGCAUCAAAUAUUUUACUUCCACAAUCAUUAUGUCCACCCCAUUCACAAUAUCAAUAUGAAAAUCCUUUUCUCCGUUCAUUUGUAUUUAAUUCUGGUUCAACAAGUAUUGUGCAUAAUUCAGCAUUUUGUGCAACCCAAUUAUCAACAUGUGACUCAGCACUUGGUAGUGAUGAUUCCUUAUCAUCCAGAACACUUUCAUCUUCAUCGUCCUCUUUUACGUCAUCCUCUGUAGCAUCAGAGUAUUGUGAAUAUUAUGAUGAACAUCGACAUGAGGAGCAAAUAAAACAGCAAACAAGUAUCAAUGAUUCUUCACAAUCAUCAACAUUUUUUUCAACGAUACUUUCUAAAUUUUCUAUGUAUACCCCGUUUAUCAGUAACAAUGAAACAGUAUCUCGAUCUUUAUUUGUCUUACUUACGUUACCAUUUCGUUUUCUACGGGAUAUUGUAUUCCAACCCACCAUACCAGCCAUUGUUCAUGACAACAAUGACCAAUAUAAAUACCAUCAAGAAGAAGUGUCAAAAAUUGAUAGUCUGCCGUCUUCAUCAUCCUAUUUAUAUGAUAUUUAUUAUGCCAGUGGUAACGAUAAUAAUUGGUUUAAUAAUCAUGUAUUACCCUUAUUAGAAGAGAAUAAAAUAACAUAUUUAAAAAAAACACGUACACAAUUGUUAUGCGAUAUCCAUGAUAUUCAUGCACGUAACAAAUGUCGUCUCAUUUAUUACGUCAUAACAAAUAUGGAACGUUUAUCAGAUUUAUCUACAGAGCUAGCUUUUAUUAUUGGUGACCAUACAUCACAUAUUGUUAUUUGUUUACAGUAUAUCGAUGACUUUAAUCAAAAUAAUCUUAAUUUAUCUUUAAGUGAAAUACGGGACAUAAAUCGAUCGAGGAAUUGUCAUCUAUGUUGUUCUAAAAUAAUGGAUAAUUUAAUAAUGUCAGAAGUAUCUUCGACGACAGUGUGUGAUGAUGAAACAUAUGAUAAUACCUAUUUUUCAUUAUCAAAUCAUUCAAAUAAAACUCUCAAUAAAAUAUCUGAAUAUUUUCAACAAAAAUUUUUAUGUGAUAUCCUAUUGAUUUGUGGUAAUAAACGGAUAGAAGCACAUCGUAUUGUUAUCAGUUCUAUGUCAGACUAUUUUUAUGCAAUGUUUUCAUCCAAUAUGUUAGAAACAAAACAAAAAGAAGUUAUUAUUAAUGAUAUUGAUCCGGAUGCGUUAGAAAAAUUGAUUAAUUACGCCUAUGACGGUAAAAUAGAUUUUAAAUUUGAUUCUGUUACCAGUAUUUUGAGUGCCGCAAGUAUGCUCAAUAUUUCGGAAAUCGUUGAAGCGUGUUGCAAUUAUAUUAUUAAACAACUGCAUGCAUCGAAUUGCCUAGGCAUAUUUAGAUUUGCUGAACAUCAUAGUUUAAAAAAUUUAUGCAAAGUUUCUUAUAAUUUUAUUACGGAACACUUUAGUGCUGUGAUAAAAAAUCAUGAAUUUCUUGAAUUAACGGCGGAUGAACUGAAAAAAUUAUUAGAAUCGGACGAUUUAAAUGUACACUCAGAAGAAAUUAUAUUUGAAGCAUUUCUUUCAUGGUUACAGUAUGAUAAAGAAAAACGACAAAAUGAAAAUUUAGCACAAUUAUUAGGUUCUAUUAAAUUACCAUUGAUCAAACCGCUAUAUUUGACCGAUCAUAUUGAUUCAAAUCCAUUAUUUAAAGAAAAUACGCAAUGCCAGGCGUUAAUUAUUGAAGCUAUGCGCUACCAUUUAAUACCUGAACGACGUUCUAUAAUGCAAACAAUACGAACUAAACCUCGAAGAUCAACAAUUGGCUCACUCUAUUGUCUAGGAGGAAUGGAUACUACUAAAGGUCCACAAACGAUCGAAAAAUAUUGUUUCCGUACCAGAUUUUGGCAUCCGGAUGGACAUUUGAAUAGUCGACGUUUACAAUUUGCUAGUGUUUUGUUAGAUAAAAAGUUAUUUGUUGUUGGAGGACGAGAUGGUCUGAAAACUUUAAACAGUGUGGAGUAUUAUGAUUUACAAAAGAAACAGUGGCAUGUGUCUCCUCCAAUGCUAACAAAUAGACAUGGACUAGGCGUAGAACAAUUAGGAGGCCCUUUCUAUGCUGUUGGCGGUCAUGAUGGAUGGUCGUUCCUAAACACAGUUGAACGAUUCGAUCCCCAAACACGAAUUUGGACUUAUGUAUCGAGUAUGUCUAAUGCUAGAUGUACAUUAGGCGUCGGCGUGUUUGAAAAUCGUCUCUAUGCUGUGGGAGGUCGUGAUGGAAGUUCAUCGGGCUUGAGAAGUGUUGAAUGCUACGAUCCUCAUACCAAUAAAUGGCUUCAGUGUGCUUCGAUGCAAAAGCGGCGUAGUGGAGUUGGUGUAGCUGUUUGUAAUGAUUUUAUUUUUGCAAUUGGAGGUCACUCAGAUUCCUCGGCAAAUAAUAAAAAUGCUACAAGACACGAUGAUGGUGAACGAUAUGAUCCACGAUGUGAUCAAUGGACAAUUAUUGCGAGUUUUUCUCGUCCAAAGGAAGCAAUUGCGGUGGCUACAUUAGGUAACAAAAUUUUUGCCGUCGGUGGUUUCAAUGGUGAAAAAGUUGUGGACGAAGUAGAAAAGUACGAUACAGACAAAAAUACUUGGACAAAAUGUGUCUCAUUGCAUACAAGACGUGCUGGUGCCUGUCUGUUACACAUACCUAAUUCCGUUUAUCAACCAGUACUUUCGUCCAGCUCCUAUUCAUUGAAUUCAUUAUGUCAGAAAAUUAAAGAUCCUGAUAUAUCAUCAAGUUGCCAUCAACUUAGUCGCUUAACAUUAUCUUAA